Mytilus trossulus (common blue mussel) is the source of this 2035-nucleotide messenger RNA. RefSeq names its product hemicentin-1-like. Lineage: Eukaryota; Metazoa; Mollusca; Bivalvia; Mytilida; Mytilidae. Bases 51 to 1979 code for a protein of 642 amino acids. The transcript is spliced from 12 exons. The record is from RefSeq and is a predicted model, not a curated record.
GACGUUAACUAUUUUCGAUAGUGCAACAAACUUGGGUUUUGUUAAGCAUCAUGCAGUUGUUUUCAGAAUGUCUGCUAAUUAAUUUGGUAUUCAUCAUAACUGCUUUGGCAUACAGUGACGCACGUUGCUCAGGGAAUACAUGGGUCAGUUACACUUGCUACAAACCUCAACAAUGGAAGACAACACACUACCGCCGAUGUGGAUGGCUUUUGCGCAAAAGAUGUAUUAAAUAUGUAACGUACUAUUACAGAUAUAUCAAGAGAACUUGCUACAGAUACCAAAAAUGUCGAAUCGUUGAUAAUUCAGUAAAUGGUGGAUGGAGUUCAUGGGGGUCUUGGACAGUAGGUAAAUGUUCUGCAUCAUGUAGAAGAUGUGGAGCAUCCCAGUAUCCACAUCAGAGGCGCUAUAGAUAUCGUAGUUGUAGUAAUCCAAAGCCGAGAAAUGGAGGACGUAAUUGUAUGGGUUCUUCUUAUCAAUACACGAAUAACAAUUGUAAUACUAAUUACUGCAAAGUAAAUGGUGGAUGGAGUAGUUGGAAACCUUUGGAAAGCUGGGGGAAAUGUUCUGCGAAAUGUAAAAGAUGUGGAUCGUUCUCAAACCCUAACCAAACUAGACGUCGAUACAGGGUUUGCAACAAUCCCGCACCUGCAUGUAAUGGAAAUUCAUGCUCUGGUUCACGGUAUAUUACAUCAUCAAAGUCUUGUAAUACACAUUACUGUAGAGUAAAUGGUGGAUGGAGUAGUUGGAAACCUUUUGAAAGCUGGGGGAAAUGUUCUGCGAAAUGUAAAAGAUGUGGAUCGUCCACAAACCCUAACCAAACUAGACGUCGAUACAGGGUCUGCAACUAUCCCGCACCUGCAUGUAAUGGAAAUUCAUGCUCUGGUUCACGGUAUAUUACAUCAUCAAAGUCUUGUAAUACACAUUACUGUAAAGUAAAUGGUGGAUGGAGUAGUUGGAAAACAUGGGAAAGCUGGGGGAAAUGUUCCGUUACGGAGUUACCGAACCCUCACCAAACUAGACGUCGAUACCGAGUUUGCAACAACCCUACACCUGCAUGUAACGGAAAAUCAUGCUCUGGAUCACGUUAUAUCACAUCAUCAAAGUCUUGUUACACACCGGACUGUUCGGUAAAAGAAUUAUGGGGAAAAUGGACAAAGUGGACAAAAUGUACACCUGAAUGUCACAAAGGUGAAGCAAAAAUGACACAGACAAGAUCCAGAAAGAGACUUUGUAAUAUACCUACGCCCCCGUGUACAGUACAACCUUGUUUUGCGUCAGAUUCUGAAAAAUCAACUAAAGAAUGCAAAAAUAAAGACAUUCGAGUAAAUGGAAGUUGGGGAUUAUGGGGAAAAUGGACAAAGUGGACUGAAUGUGUACAUGAAUGUCGCAAAGGAGGCGUAAAAACACAGUCACGAUCCAGAAAGAGACUUUGCAAUAGUCUACCACCCUCAUGUAAAACAAAACUAUGUAAUGGAGCAGACUCGGAAAUUUCAACUCAAGUAUGCAAUAAACAAAAAUUUCCAGGUUCUGGUAAAUGCGGCGAUGAAGCUAUGAAUUUAGCCUGUUCGAUUUUAAAGAAUUCGAAUAUCACACUGAAGAAGAGCCAUUCAUCUGGAGCAGACGACAGAGCAUAUCCAUUUAAUAAUAUCAAUGACACGUGCAAUGGAGAAAGAGCUGAAAGAUCAGCAUAUGGGUGUACGGAAAGUAAGUAUGUUCCAGCGCCUGGCGGAUCCGUAUGUCUUAACAAAGACCUGCUGCAAUAUGUUCAUGAUUUAGGCAGAAAUGGGAAAAUUAUUGUGAAUGAGCUUGCGGGUGCGUGUCAUAUGGUGUGUUCUUGGCAUUAUGAAGGUAGAGCUGCAGAUUUGCAUUUGCCUAAGGGCAGUCACCGUGAGACAUAUUUUACAAGGGCAUGUAAGAGUUACAAUAAAGGAGAAGUUCAUAUAGGGGAUACUCACCAUCAUUGUGAGAUAGAAUUUUGAAACGGACAAUCUUGUACCUGCUGUGUAUUAUUUGAGAUAAAUAAAAAAAAAAAUCU